AUGCAUUUCUGGCAUCUUUUGCCCCUGGUGGCGCUUCCUUAUGCUUGCCAUGUCCUGCUCCCGGGCCGCGCAGAAUUGCCCGACAAUGGCCGGCAGGAAUGCGAUCUUCCGGCUUUGAUCGAUGCUACAGUGGAUGACCUCCGAGAGGGACUUGAGAAUGGUUGUUUUACGAGUGUGGAAUUGGUUAAGGCGUACACUCUUCGAAUUCAUGAGGCCAAUCCCAGGACGAAUGCCGUAUUGGAGUUAAAUGAUGAUGCAGUGAAUAUCGCAAGGGGGCUUGAUGAAGAGCGCCGCAGAUGCCAUGUUCGAGGGCCUCUCCAUGGGUUGCCAGUUUUGAUCAAAGAUCUCAUUGGCACGAGCGAUCAACUUAACAAUACAGCCGGUUCUUAUGCCCUCCUCGGUACCAAGCUCCCUGCUGAAGCCACUGUGGUGACUAGACUCAGAGAGCAGGGGCUCAUCAUCUUGGGCAAGAGUAGCGUGUCGGAAUGGGCGAACUUCCGGUCCUUCAAUUCGUCGAAUGGAUGGAAUGCGAGGCUAGGCCAGACGUAUGGGGCCUACUAUCCUGAGCAGGAUCCAAGCGGGAGUUCAAGCGGGAGCGCUGUCGCGACUGACCUGGGCUUGGCCACUUUUGCUCUGGGUACCGAGACUAGUGGCAGUAUUCUGCUUCCAAGUGAAAAUAGCAAUAUCGUCGGGAUCAAACCAACUGUCGGUCUUACAUCUCGUCAUAUGGUCAUCCCUAUCAGCGAGCGCCAGGACACAAUCGGGCCCCUGGCUAAAACGGUCAAAGAUGCUGCGAUGUUGCUGCAAGCUUUUGCGGGUGCAGAUCCCAAAGAUAACUAUACGCUGGCCUCACCGUUCGGUAACUUCCUUCCUGACUAUGUGGAUGCCUGCAAGCGAUCUGGACUGCGAGGAAAACGCAUUGGCGUACCGCGAAAUGUCAUUGACUAUCUCGAGCAGAACGAUGCGCCAAUCAUUUCACUCUUUGAUCAGGCGAUCUCCGUUAUUGAGUCUGCUGGUGCGGCCGUCAUCGAUGACACGAACUUCACAUCGUACAACGACUUCUCUUCUAGCUCGAUCCCAGCGUUGGUGGUGGCCGCCGAUUUCACAUCCAACACUGCCACCUACUUGUCAAGUCUGACGAGCAAUCCCAACCAGCUUCAUAGCGUCGGAGACAUUCGCCGGUUCGUCCAGCAGACGCCAGCAGAAGAAUAUCCCUCUCGCGACACGGGCAUUUGGGAUUCAGUGAUUGCGGCUGGCAUGACCAACACUUCUCCGGGGUUCUGGUCGCUGUAUCAGGAGAGCCUCAAGUUCGCGGAAGAAGGGGGUUUACUGGGAGCACUGAAACGGCAUGAACUUGAUGCAGUGAUUCUGCCCACCCACCUGGCCCCCGAUAUCCCCGCCAUUCUUGGAACACCAGUCAUCACAGUGCCAAUGGGAGCGUACUCUGAUGGAACACCGGUCAGACACAAUGCGCGUGGGAAUCUGGUCGAUCAAGCGCCUGGUAUUCCUCUUGGUAUCAGUUUUCUAGGACCCAAGUGGAGCGAAGAGGCGUUGAUAGGGAUGGCUUAUGCAUUUGAGCAACGGACGCUCGUUCGCGAUCGACUCGAACGACACUAUGAGCCGAUUCUUUGA
Molecule: messenger RNA, 1632 nt
Organism: Aspergillus homomorphus CBS 101889
Lineage: Eukaryota; Fungi; Ascomycota; Eurotiomycetes; Eurotiales; Aspergillaceae
Product: putative amidase
Exons: 5
Coding region: 1-1632 (543 amino acids)
Source: RefSeq, a predicted model, not a curated record